Rhineura floridana is the source of this 7251-nucleotide messenger RNA. RefSeq names its product bridge-like lipid transfer protein family member 2 (gene BLTP2). Bases 39 to 6884 code for a protein of 2281 amino acids. The record is from RefSeq and is a predicted model, not a curated record. The transcript is spliced from 39 exons. Lineage: Eukaryota; Metazoa; Chordata; Lepidosauria; Squamata; Rhineuridae.
GCGGGCUCAGCCUGUCCUCCUCCCCCCUGCGCCGGCCUAUGGCUGCCCUGCACGGGGGCGCGCGCGCUCUCUCCUUCGCCUUCCCCCGCCCUCCCGUCCGGCGCGCGCUCCCGUUGGCCCUUCCCCGGGCGCUGCCGGUGACGGGCGGUUGGAGAGACCUGCCCAACGCCCCCCCUCCGCCGAUGGCGGCCCCGGUCCUGGGCGCCUUGCUGGUGGUCCUGCUGGUCCUGCUGGGCGGCCUCUGCCUGGGAAGGUGGCUCCUCUACGUCUUGGUCACCAACUGGUGCCGCCGCCGGCUCCAGGCGGAGCUGAAAGUUGGCUCUUUUGGGUUUUUUUGGAUUCAGAACCUCAGCCUGAAGUUCCAGGAGGAGCAACAGACAGUGGAAAUCGACAGCAUCUGGAUCUCUAGCAAGUUGCUGAACCAUGAUGUCCCGCGCUACCUGGCGCUGUGCUUCAGAGAAGUUCGCAUCCGCGUGGACCUCCAGAAGACCCCCGGCCUGCAGCCGCCGGCCCCCGCGGUCCCUGCAGAGGGGGGCACUGAGCAGGGCAAGGCGCUGUCGCUCGGGCCCUCCCUGCUGCGGCUGCUUAGCCAGCUGUGCUCGGUCCACGUGGACUCGGUCAACAUCAUGGUCCUUCACGUGGCGGCGUCUGAGUCACUCUGGCACGUCCAGGUCACGAGGGCCCGGAUCCUGCUGGAUGGCGAUGGGAGACGCAUGGUGUGCGAGGUGACCUUCAGCCAAGUGAACAGCAAGGUCCUGAAGAGCAGCCAGCAGGAUGAUGCAUGCCUGGCUGAGCUGUCUCUGGCACUCACCAUCUCCCUGGACAUCAGCACAAGCAAGCAGCGGCUGCAGAGUGUGGAGGUGGGGGUCUGGAGCCUGCACGCCGAGCUGCACGAGGGGCUGUUCCACAGCGAGCUUCUGCAGCGUGUUGGGGGCACCAGCGGAGACACAGCAGAUCCCGCAAAGGCUCUGGAGCUGCGGCCGUCUGUGCUGAGCCUGGCUAGCCUGAAAUACGUGCCCUGCAGGGUGAAGGUGGGGCUGGAGAACACCAGCCUGGUUCUGUCGAUGAACAGCCAGAAAAGGCACCUCACCUGGACCUUGAAGCUGCUGCAGUUUGCCUACCAGUGUGGUGGGGAGCAGAUCCCGCUCCGCAGUUUCACCCCCACCUGCGACCUGCCCCAGAUGAGCGUCGAACUCGCCUUGGAAGACGGGCUCCUGCUUUCCCAGAGCCGCCAGCGGAUCGUCUGCCUCAACCUGCUGAAAGCCAGCUUGCAGGUCAUGGCCAUAGACAUCUCGGUCGCAGUGAUGCUCAAUACCUGCAUCGUCCACUAUCGCCACCAGGAGUUCUCGCACUGGCUGAGCAUGCUGGCCUUGGCGCAGCACGAGGCGGGGCUGCCGGCUCCGGCCAGGAACAGCAGCAGGAGGAUGCCGCAGAUCUUGGCCACCAUCAUCCUCAGUGCCUCGGUUUCCAACGUCAGCAUCUCCGUCCAGCUGGGAGACACCCCGCCGUUUGCCUUGGGCUUGAACUCUGUCUCCGUAGACUACCAGCACCUGCGCCCCCAGAGCGUCCACCAGCGAGCUGUGCUAGCCAUUGACCACCUCUGCUGGCGUGUGGGUGCCGACUCGCACAUCCAGCGGGCCCCACACCCGCCCAACAUGCACGUUUGGGGAGAGGCCCUCAUUCUUGACUCCUUCAGUCUGCAAGGCAGCUACAACCAGCCCCUGGGCACCUCCGGCACCCACGCCGACACCCUCUUCCUGGACUGCACCCUCCGCGGCCUCCAGGUGGAGUCUUCGGAGACCUGCUCCGAGUGCCUCUCCAGGGUCCUCUCGCUCUUGUGCCCCUGGAGCCACGUGGAGGCCAAGGAAUGCCUGAAGGAGGAGGGGGAGGAGCUGGGCGUCCUCUGGAAGGUGGACCUGAAGGUGGAAGACGUCAAUCUCUUCACCUUGUCCAGCCUGGCAGGGGCCACGGAAGUGAGGGUGGACACUCUGACCACGCUGGGCAGCGCCGAGAGUUGCACCGUCAGCGUGCAGGGGGUGGCGCUGGCCUUGGUGAAGAGCAUCACAGAGAAGAUGCAGCCGUGCUGCAAAGCCCCGUCCAUCCCCAGCCCCGUGGCUGACCUCUCCACACUUUCCCUCACGUAUCGCAGCAGCAUCCGAUCUUUGGAGGUCCAGUGCGGAGAGAGCCUGAGUGUGCUCUGGAGCCCUGCAAACCACAUGUACCUGUUCCAGCACCUCCUGUCCACCUUGCAGUGUUGUGAGAUGCUGCAGGGCCUGCUGUCUCCGCCGAGAGCCGCCCUGCCCCUCGAGGGCCGCAAGAGCCAGCCCCUUGCGGAGGGCUCCCCGGUCACGCCCGCGCCCUGCCCCCCAAGGAGGCUGUUGAGCCUGACAGUGGAGCUGAGUUCCAUCAAGGUGACAGCCUUCGUCUCGGAGACCCGUUACCUGAGCCUGGCGGCUGAGCGGGUCAUGAUCAGCCGGCACGGCACCUCCAUCCACGCCUACUGCCCGGGGCUGGUGGCCGGCUUUGACGGCAACAGCAUCUUUGUCUUCAAGGAGAUCGAGCUGCAGGCCUUGCCUGAGCUGGAGGAGAUGAUCCUCCACCGCGGGCCCUUCCCCUCGCUGAGCACCCUUCGCAACCGCGUCUGGGCCCUUUCCUGUGCCAGUGUGGCGGUGGAGUUCCCCUGCCAGUAUGACUUCUCAGCCACCUUGGACGAGGCGCUGGGCGUGCAGAAGUGGCUCAAGGGUCUGCACGGAGGAGGCUCCGGGGCCGGCUCAGCGCUCCCGCCGGACUUGCUGCUGAAAGUGCAGCACUUCUCCUGGGUCUUCGUGGACGACAUCUUCGAGGUGAAGCUGCGGGACAACUAUGAGCUGAUGAAGGAUGAGAGCAAGGAGAGUGCCAAGCGGCUGCGCCUGCUGGACGCCAAGGUGGCCGCCCUACGCAAGCAGCAUGGGGAGCUGCUUCCCGCCCGCAAGAUCGAGGAGCUCUACGCCUCCCUGGAGAAGAAGAACAUCGAGAUCUACAUCCAGCGCUCGCACCGCCUCUAUGCCAACACGCCCAUGCGCAAGGCCCUGAUCACCUGGACCAUGUCUGGGCUUGAGCUGGUGGCCCUGGCCGACAAGUCCUUCCAUGGGCCCGAGCGGGUCCUCCAGCAGAUCCGGGAGCUGGACGCCACCAGCCCCUUCCCCUCUGAGGGCCUGGAGCUCAUCACCUACUGGUGCCGCAUGGUCAAAGGGAGCGUCAAGGCCUUCUUUGUGCGGAUCCGGGACUACCCCCGGUACUUGUUUGAGAUCCGGGACUGGAGGCUGUCGGGCCAGCUGGCCGGAGCUGAGCAACGGGGUCAGACUUGCUCUCGCCGGCGGCAAGUGCUGAAGCUGGGGGCGCCGUGGGGAGAUGUGUCCGUGGAGCGGAAUAUGCCGCCUUUGAAGUUCUACCACAACUUCCACUCGGAUGUUUUCCAGUACACCAUUGUGUGGGGGCCCUGUUGGGACCCCGCCUGGACUCUGAUCGGGCAAGCCCUCGACCUCCUCACCAAGCCCUCGGAGGACCCCAGCGCCCCGCUGCCCUGGUGGGACAAGAGCCGCUUGCUCCUCCACGGGGACUGGCACAUGGACAUCGAGCAGGCCAAUCUCCACCAGGUGGCCACAGAGGACCCUUACAACACCACGGAGAACAUGCACUGGGAGUGGAGCCACCUCUCCUUCCACUGGCAGCCUGGGCAGUUUGUCUUCAAAGGAGACCUGGAUGUCAAUGUCCGCACCGCUUCCAAAUACGACGACUGCUGCUUCCUCCACUUGCCCAAGCUGUGCAUGACGCUGGACUUCACGUGGCUGUGCCACGGCAACCCCCACGACCACCACGGCGUGGUGCUGCGCUCGCCCGACUUCCUGCCCGAGGUGCCCAUGGGCCAAGACUACGACUCCUACCGGGCCUUCCGCUCUGAGAACCUCAACCUUUGCAUCUGCAUGGACUUGACGCGGCCCUGCGGGGAGCCCUCCCAGCCUCGCAUCUUGCUGUAUAGCAGCACUCUGCGCUGGAUGCAGAACUUCUGGGCCACCUGGACCAGCGUCACCCGCCCCAUCUGUCGGGGGAAGCUCUUUGGGAACCUGAAGCCCGCCAAGAAGAAGCUGGGACAACACUACCGGCAACUCUCCUUCACCGCCCUCUUCCCAAAGCUCCAGGUGCAUUACUGGGCCUCGUUUGCGCAGCAGCGCGGGAUCCAGCUGGAAUGCGGCCAAGGGCACAUCUUCACGCGUGGCACCCAGAGGCUCAUCCCUCAAGCCGGCACAGUGAUGCGUCGCCUCAUCUCGGAGUGGAGCGUCACGCAGAUGAUGAGCGACUUGAGUCUGGUGACGGUGCACCUCAUGGCGUCCACCUGCGAUGAGAACGCGGACCACCGCCUCGACUCCCAGGUCAAGAAGACCCACCUGCUGAGCCUCUCCUCCCUGGCCUACCAGCGCCACAGCGUCCGCACAGCUGAGGAGGAGCUGCCUUUGCGCGACGGAGACGACGUCUUCCACACGCACCAGCUGCACCUGGUGGACCUGCGGGCUUCCUGGACCACCACCAACCGAGACAUCGCCUUCGGCCUCUACGAUGGCUACAAGAAAGCCGCGGUGCUCAAGCGCAACCUCUCCACGGAGGCGCUGAAAGGUCUCAGGAUCGACACCCAGAUGCCUGCCAAGAAGCCAAAGAGGGGGCCUCCCCCCAGCUACCAACCUCCGCUGCAGGUCAUCGCCCCGCCCAGCAACGGCCGGACCGAGCGCAGCCCCUCUGGAGGUGCCUACAUGCUGAAAAAGCUGAUCGAGGAGACAGACAGGUUUGUGGUGUUCACGGAGGAGGACUCGGGGAUGAGCGAGCAACUCUGUGGGAUCGCCGCUUGCCAGACGGACGACAUCUUCAACCGCAACUGCCUUAUUGAGCUGGUCAACUGCCAGAUGGUUCUCCGUGGGGCUGAGACGGAGGGCUGUGUGAUCGUCUCAGCUGCCAAGGCGCAGCUUCUCCAAUGCCAGCACCACCCGGCCUGGUAUGGGGACACGCUCAAGCAGAAGACGUCCUGGACGUGCCUGCUGGACGGGAUGCAGUACUUCGCCACCACCGAGAGCAGCCCCUCGGAGCACGAGGACGCGCAGCUCUGGCUGGAGGUCAAGAACAUUGAGGAGCAUCGGCAACGGAGCCUCGACUCCGUGGAGGAGCUGAUGGAGAGUGGGCAAGCGGUGGGCGGCAUGGUCAGCACCACCACAGACUGGAACCAGCCUCACGAGGUGCAGCCGACGCAGCAGGUCCAGCGGAUCAUCUCGCGCUGCAGCUGCCGCAUGUACUAUAUCAGCUACAGCCACGACAUCAACCCCGAGCUGGCCACCGAGAUCAAGCCCCCCGAGCUGCCUGCAAACCCGGAGAAGGAUGACCUCCUCAAGAAGCAGGAAGGGGCCGUGGACACCUUCACUCUCAUUCACCACGACCUGGAAAUCUCCACCAACCCGGCGCAAUACGCCAUGAUCCUCGACAUUGUGAACAACCUCCUGCUCCACGUGGAGCCCAAGCGCAAGGAGCACAGCGAGAAAAAGCAGCGCGUCCGUUUCCAGCUGGAGAUCUCCAGCAACCCCGAAGAGCAUCGCAGCAGCAUCCUCCACCUCCAGGAGGCUGUCCGGCAGCACGUGGCCCAGAUCCGGCUCCUGGAGAAGCAGAUGUACUCGGUCAUGAAGUCCCUGCAGGACGACGGCCGGAACGAGUCUCUCCUGGACCACAACCAGAAGCUGCAAGAACAGCUGAGCAGGGAGAAGGCUGAGCUGCAACAAGAAAGUGAAGAGCUGAAUAUUCUCAUCAGGUGCUUUAAAGACUUCCAGCUCCAGCGCGCCAACAAGAUGGAGCUCCGGAAGCAGCUUGAGGACGUGGGGGUGGCUCGCCGCACCGAGUUCUACUUUGCCCAGGCCCGGUGGCGGCUGACGGAGGAGGAUGGGCAGCUGGGCAUCGCGGAGCUGGAACUCCAGCGCUUCCUCUACAGCAAGGUGAACAAGUCGGACGAUACGGCCGAGCACCUCCUGGAACUGGGCUGGGUCACCAUGAACAACCUCUUGCCCAACGCCGUGUACAAGGUAGUCCUCCGUCCUCAGAGUGCCUGCCAGUCUGGGCGCCAGCUGGCCCUGCGCAUUUUCAGCAAAGUGCGGCCGCCGGUGGGGGGCAUUUCCAUCAAAGAGCACUUUGAGGUGAAUGUGGUGCCCCUCACCAUCCAGCUGACGCACCAGUUCUUCCACCGCAUGAUGGGCUUCUUCUUCCCGGGGCGAAAUGUGGAGGAAGAGGAGGUUGGGGACGAGGAAGAUAAGUCCAAGCUGGUGACGACAGGCAUGCCGGUGGUGAAACCGCGCCAGCUGAUGGUCUCUGAAGAUUCCCUGGGGCCAGGGAAAGGCAUGGCCCAGGGGCUGAACCGGACGUCGGGGGUCAGACGCUCGUUCCGCAAGACGCCUGAGUACCCGGUGGACGACAUUGACAAGAUGAAGGAGAGGGCGGCGAUGAACAAUUCCUUCAUCUACAUCAAGAUCCCACAAGUGCCGCUCUGUGUCAGCUACAAGGGGGAGAAGAACAGCGUGGACUGGGGGGACCUCAACUUGGUGCUUCCGUGUCUGGAAUACCACAACAACACGUGGACGUGGUUGGACUUUGCCAUGGCGGUGAAACGGGAUAGUCGCAAAGCCCUGGUGGCCCAGGUCAUCAAGGAGAAGCUCCGGCUCAAGCCAGCCGCGGGCACCGAGUCCCGGAGCAAGCAGGAGGGCAAACUGGAAGGCCACGUGCAGCAGCAGGAGGAAGAUGAGAAGGCCCGGCUCCUGAUCGGCCUGAGUGUCGGCGAAAAGAACCCCGGCAAGAAAUCCAUUUUUGGCAGGCGCAAAUGAGACCACCGCACCCCCCGCUGGCCGGGGAAGGGGAGGAGAGGGCGGACUUGUCCGGCAACCCGCUGUGCCACUGCCACCACCAGGAGGGACCAAAAUGCUCGGGGACGAAGGCGCUCAGCCCGGCCACGCUGGAGACCGCGGCGAAGCACAAGCCUCCCCCGUCCCAGGAAGCCUUGCAACUGAGCACCGUUCCACGGGCGCCGGAGGAGGCUGUCGCCGCAGGCAGCAGGACAACAACCGGGCCUGCCCUUGUUGCCGUUGGCAUGGUUGCCGGGGGGCUCCUCUCGGCAUGCCUGGCUGCUCUAUGCAUUGUUUGUUGGGAAACGGGAGGGGAAAGAGUUUAAAUAAAAGAGUUUAUCAUUUGGAA